Molecule: messenger RNA, 2029 nt
Organism: Patella vulgata (common limpet)
Lineage: Eukaryota; Metazoa; Mollusca; Gastropoda; Patellidae
Product: eukaryotic translation initiation factor 3 subunit L
Exons: 19
Coding region: 63-1682 (539 amino acids)
Biological process (GO): translational initiation
Cellular component (GO): cytoplasm; eukaryotic translation initiation factor 3 complex
Molecular function (GO): protein binding; translation initiation factor activity
Source: RefSeq, a predicted model, not a curated record
AUUUUCAUGAAGGAAACCACACAAAGUAUCCGCCAUUUUAACAAGUUUUCUCAAAAAGAAACAUGUGGAGCGACGAUGUUUAUGAACCAGAUUUUGAUCAGACAUAUGGAACGGGGUAUGAUUAUGAAUCACAUACAGGUGAUCCCCAGCAAGAUUUAGAAUAUGAAAGACAAUAUCACUCAUCUUCAUUUAUUGUUCCUGAGGUCAUCAAAAAUUUUCUCUUGAAAUUUCAAGGUCAUAUCUUGGAUCAGAAUCUUUAUGAGAUUCAAGAUGCAUAUGAAAAUGGGUUUACUCAACUCACUGAAAGUUUCUUUAAAACUUCUCCAUGGCCCGAAGCUGACAGUAUUGCACCUAUUAUAGCAAAAGAAGAUCCUAUUUUCAUGAUACUGUAUAGAGAACUUCAUUUUAGACACAUCUAUGCUAGAGUUCCUAGUGGUCCAUCAUUAGAUCAGAGAUUUGAAUCUUACUAUAAUUAUUGUAAUCUCUUUAAUUAUAUUCUCAGUUCUGAAGGACCAGUACCAUUAGAAUUACCCAAUCAGUGGCUCUGGGAUAUAAUUGAUGAGUUUAUUUAUCAGUUUCAAUCCUUUAGUAUCUACCGAUGUAAACUGGGAAAGAAGAGUGAAAGUGAACUCGAAAUUUUGAAACAAAAUCCCAAAAUAUGGAAUGUUCAUAGUGUGUUAAAUGUUCUACAUUCACUAGUAGAGAAAUCUAACAUAAACAAACAGCUAGAAGUUUAUACAAGUGGUGGUGAUCCUGAUAGUGUAGCUGGUGAAUUCGGACAACAAUCUCUAUAUAAAAUGUUGGGUUACUUUAGUUUGGUUGGUUUAUUACGACUUCACUCCUUAUUAGGAGAUUAUUACCAGGCAUUGAAAGUUCUAGAAAAUAUAGAUUUCAACAAACAGAAUCUGUAUUCUCGUGUACCAGCUUGUCAGAUCACAACAUUUUAUUAUGUUGGUUUUGCGUACAUGAUGAUGAGAAGAUAUCAGGAUGCUAUACGAACAUUCUCUAAUAUAUUACUAUAUAUACAGAGAACUAAAAAUAUGUUUCUCUCAAAUAAACCACAAAUAUAUGAUCAGAUAUCAAAAGUUAAUGAUAAGAUGUAUACAUUGUUAUCCAUAUGUUUAACACUUCAUCCAAUGAGAAUAGAUGAAAGUGUUCAUUCACAGUUACGAGAAAAAUGUGCUGAUAAGAUGCUCAGAAUGCAAAAAGGGGAUAUUAAUGAAUUUGAACAGAGUUUUUCUUUUGCUUGUCCAAAGUUUUUGUCUCCAGUGCCUCCCAAUUAUGAAUCACUUGGAGCAAAUUACCAUAAAGAACCUUUUAAUCUUCAACUUAGAGUUUUCUUAGAUGAAGUUGGUCAACAGAUUCUGGUACCAACAAUUCGCAGUUAUUUAAAAUUAUAUACUACUCUACCUGUUUAUAAACUGGCUGCUUUCAUGGAUGUUAAUGAAGAUGUAUUAAAGACACAGUUAAUGUGCUUUAAGCAUAAAAUGAAGAAUGUUGUGUGGACUAAAGGUACAAGUGGUUUAGAUGGAGAAUUCCAAUCAGCAUCUGAAGUAGAUUUCUAUAUAGACAGAGACAUGAUUCAUGUAGCCGAUACUAAAGUAGCUAGAAGAUAUGGUGAUUUCUAUAUCAGACAGAUACAUAAAUUUGAUGAGAUUACAAGGACGUUAAAAAUGCAGUAGAACUAAUACAAGAUUAAAGAUUUGUCAUAAAAUAAAAAUAUCAAAAAAAUAUUAAAUUAAAAUAAAUUGCUUAUCAUUCUUAUGUAAAUUUACUGAAAGGGCAAAAUAAAUCAUACUGCCUAAUUUGUAAAACACUUGUUAUAAAAGUCAGUAAUCAGAAAACUGGAUGCUUUAUAGUGGACAAUAUUUUAAAUCCUCGUGCCAUGAAUAAUAAGUACUGUUACACUUCAGUAAUAUUGAGUAACAAAUAUUUCAUAAAAUAUUUCAUUUUGAUAUGUGAAUCUGCCUUACUAGCAUGCUGAAAUUUGAUUUAAUUAUAUAAUGGAAUAAUAAAUAAAAACUCUGUA